Messenger RNA from Abrus precatorius (Indian licorice), 1393 nucleotides. RefSeq names its product E3 ubiquitin-protein ligase RING1-like. Gene Ontology annotation, molecular function: ubiquitin protein ligase activity. Gene Ontology annotation, cellular component: cytoplasm. The record is from RefSeq and is a predicted model, not a curated record. NCBI's taxonomy places the organism in Eukaryota, Viridiplantae, Streptophyta, Magnoliopsida, Fabales, Fabaceae. Gene Ontology annotation, biological process: protein ubiquitination. Bases 102 to 950 code for a protein of 282 amino acids. The transcript has 2 exons.
UACCCAACCUCACUGAUCCACGGGCGUAUCCUCAGUUCCUUACAACUCAUAAUUUGUCUGCUCUUUCACUUUUCAUUCUCUCUCUUCACCUUCCCAUUGACAUGUCUUCUGCCACCGCCGGCGUUACGCCCGACGAGCCUAACCAAUACUUCUGCUACCAGUGCAACCGCAACGUCUCCAUCACUCCUUCCACCGAUCUCAUCUGCCCCAAUUGCAACGGUGGCUUCGUCGAGCAACUCCAAAAUCCUAUCCCUAAUCCAUUCUCAUUCACCUACGAAUUUGGCGACCACGAUCUCGGAGACGCCGACGCCUUCAACCCCUUCCUAUUCCUUCAAAACUACAUUCAAACCCUCAGAGCCGGGGGCGCUAAUGUUCAAUUCGUCAUCGACAACUCCGAGGACCCCACCGCCUCCGAAGCAUUUCGUCUUCCCUCAAAUCUCAACCUCGGCGAUUACUUCUUUGGGCCUGGUCUCGAGCAAUUGAUUCAGCACCUCGCCGAGAACGAUCCCAACCGUUACGGAACCCCUCCUGCUUCCAAGUCCGCAAUCGAAGCGCUCCCAAACAUCUCCGUUACGGAGGAAUUGUUGGCUUCCGAUUCUUCACAGUGUGCGGUGUGCAAAGACACGUUCGAGCUUCGGGAAUUGGCUAAGCAGAUGCCGUGUAAACACAUUUAUCAUUCCGAUUGCAUUUUACCUUGGUUGGAAUUGCACAAUUCUUGUCCCGUGUGUAGGUUUGAGUUACCAACGGAUGAUCCUGAGUACGAGCAAAGGAAUCGCUCCCAAUCUGGUGAUACAAAUACCUCCCCAAGAGAGCGUAGGUUUAGGGUUUCUUUGCCUUGGCCGUUUAGCCAGUUUUCUGCCGCUGCUGAGACCAGCAAUAACAAUGGGAACGAUAGUGGGGAAUCGAAUCGUAAUUUUGAGUCUGAAAACAGGCAAGAAGACCUUGAUUGAGUAUCAUCCAUGUUUCAUAUGUAUGAAGAAUGUUUCAAAUUUGCAGCAUUGUUUAAUAGAAAAAUGUUAGAAGUCAUUUAGUUAUUAGUGGCAAUUGCAAAUGUUAUAUUUGGUUCUAAUAAACAUAGAUAACUAUCCAUCGCCAUUUUGACAUUAGAUUCUUUGUAGAUUGUUCUUGUACAUUAUCGGUUCGAACUUUUGGGAAAUUUUUACUGUCUGAUUUCUUUCCGUUGGUUCACCUGUUCUAUUUGUGUGGUCUAUCAGCUUUUCUUGUGUUGGCCAAUAGCUUCUUUUGUUGUGUUGGUGAUGAAGCUCCACUGUGUCUACUGAGUCAUUAUCCAAAUCUCUCUAAAAGAAAAAGAGAUAUAACUUUCUAUGAUGCCUUUUGAUAUCUGUAGUUUCCCCCAGUUUUAUUACAUGGUUUUAACAGAGGAUUGCUAUUG